AUGAAUAUGCUCCGCGAAUGGUCGCCGCUGGUGGAGCUGGUCAACAAAAUCCCGACUUCCGUCCAGCGAGGACUCCUGUUCCACGAUGUGUCCAUCACGUGCAUCGACCUGGUGGAGGAAUUCAUCGCCCUCGGGACGAACGUGGGGCUAGUGUUUUGGUACGAUCGGAAGAACGGUUCGAUCGAACGACUGGCAACGGAUUCCGGCUCACAGGAACUUACCUGCGUGCGGAUUGCCUCCACCGUCGACUUCAUGGUAGCUGCCGGUUGCCGGGCGGGAUCAGUGAACAUUUUCCAGAUCCCAAAGACUCCUCCGCCGGACGUCUGCGCUGAGUUGCUGCUUAAGACGAAGCCCACCGAACGGUACACGGUACGAGGAUUGCACCGGGCCGGUGUGUGUGAGCUCGUCUGGUCAAAGAACGGAAUGCGGCUCUUCUCGGGUGAUUUAGGCGGUGCGGUCGUUCUGACGGAAGUAGGAUACGCCUCGAAAACGUGCCAAUCACGUGAAAUCAUCAACGAACGAUACGAAAUCGUGCAGAUGGAUUUGCGCCGAGGGCAGCUGCUCGUGUCUAGCUCGUUUCGCACAGUGAUCUGUAGCCCGGAGGAUGAUGACUCUGGCCAACGCUGGCGGGUUGCUCAGGUGGGCAAGAAGGAUCGCAAAAUGUUGGCUCCGUUCGGGGCCGUCUUCGCUAACGUGCACGGCAAGCACCAAGUUGUAUCGACACGGUCCGGUUUCCGUUUGUGGUUGGCGGAUGACGAAGGAAACGUUGCACAGACACUCAUCUUUAAGGAGUUGAUGCGUGCACCAUGUCCGGAAAUCGCGCUACUCAAUCCAUCCCGGAACCCGAUCCGAAUACCGACCACCUUUGGCAAGCUAUACCCCUUCGAGGGUCACCGGAUGGUUUCGGUGGCCAAUGGGGCGCUGUUUCUGCUCGAUCUCGAGCGAAUGGCCGUGGUAGGAUCACUUACUCGGUUGCGUCACAUUUUAGACGUAGCCGUCGAUCGAAAUGAAAUACUCAUCCUGGAAAGUGCCCGCUCGCUAGUGCGCAUUGGCACCCUACCGGAUAGCAGCCAGUCUACGAUUGUGCUUAAAAACCUGGAACUAUUCGUUAGCGCUGAAUCACAGGUCGUACAGGCGGACGAGUGCUACGAGGAGACACCCGCAGAGCUACUAGUACGCAAUGGCGAGUCACCCAGUAGUUCCGUUCCGGGCGAUGAGCUAGUCGAUGUCGCCGGCGAUGGCGAUGGUCACGAUGACGCUCGGUUGAUCGACAAUCACAUGAAAAAACUGGAGCUUUUCGACGCGCUCAACGAGCUGAAGUACGAUGAAUCGAUACUAUUCAAGAGCGGCCGCAGCCGUAGAAAGCACCGCACGAAGGUCAAUCCAAUCGUCGAAAUCGGACAGAUUCCAAAGGAAGUUGAACCGGCCGGCGGUGAGCCCUCCGGUAGCUAA
Molecule: messenger RNA, 1452 nt
Organism: Anopheles nili
Lineage: Eukaryota; Metazoa; Arthropoda; Insecta; Diptera; Culicidae
Product: WD repeat-containing protein CG11141
Exons: 1
Coding region: 1-1452 (483 amino acids)
Molecular function (GO): protein binding
Source: RefSeq, a predicted model, not a curated record